Molecule: messenger RNA, 1035 nt
Organism: Vitis vinifera (wine grape)
Lineage: Eukaryota; Viridiplantae; Streptophyta; Magnoliopsida; Vitales; Vitaceae
Product: large ribosomal subunit protein uL10y
Exons: 4
Coding region: 1-753 (250 amino acids)
Biological process (GO): ribosomal large subunit assembly; cytoplasmic translation
Cellular component (GO): cytosolic large ribosomal subunit
Molecular function (GO): large ribosomal subunit rRNA binding; structural constituent of ribosome
Source: RefSeq, a predicted model, not a curated record
AUGGGCCACGUUGAGCUUCUCAGGCAAGCAAUGGGCCUUCAGCCAUGGGCCACUCCAAAUGAAGGAAAACUGAUGUGGAUAAGUCGCGAAUCUUACAUUAAUGGUGGCCUUUUCGUGGGAGCUCCUGCUCGCGCUGGCGUUGUUGCUCCUAUUGAUGUUGUUAUUCAACCUGGAAGCACAGGACUGGAUCCUGCUCUCACUUCCUUCUUUCAGGUGCUUAACAUCCCAACCAAGAUCAACAAGGGUGCAGUGGAGAUAGUUGUCCCUGUGCAGCUUGUUAAGAAGGGUGACAAAGUGGGUUCAUCUGAAGCUGCCCUUCUUGCAAAGUUGGGGAAGAAGUCAUUCUCUUAUGGUCUUGUUGUCUUGUCUGUUUCCGACAAUGGGUCGGUCUUCAGCCCUAAGGUGCUUGAUCUCACAGAUGAUGAUUUGGCGGAGAAGUUUUCUGCUGGGGUCUCUAUGAAAGCCUCUCUAUCACUGGCCAUCUCAUACCCUACACUUGCUGCUGCACUCCAUAUGUUCAUUAACGCCUGCAACAAUGUCCUCACUGUUGCGGUAGUUGCAGAGUAUUCCUUCCCACAGGCUCAGCAAGUGAAGGAAUACCUAAAGGAUCCAAGCAAGUUUGCGGUUGUUGUGGCCCCAGUUGCAGCUGCUGAUUCUGGUGCUGCCCCGGCUGAGGCUGCCAAGGAGGAAGAAUCAGUUGAGUCGUGCGAUGAGGGAUACUGUAAUUUGGGUUUGUUUGAUUCAGCUUACUAGUAUAGCAGUCUGCAGCAUGCAGAAGCAAAUACUGGAAUACUAGUUUAGUGGGUCUUCAAAAUACUUGAUUAAAAAGCAAAGUGGAAUAAACUUUCUUGAAGUAAUGAAAUAUGAAUGUGGUUAAUAUUCUAUUAGUUUUUUCAAAACUAAACAUCAUUAUAUGAUUCUCUGCCCUUAUAAUCUGGUCAUCAACCACAGGUUUAUUUUUUGUUUUCUUAAUGUGCUUUCUUUCUCUUGCAAUUGAGCACAAAAACAUUCAAUGUACAGAAAUUGAUGAGCUUG